UUCACCACCACAGCGGGUACUAAAGCAACGGAGCAAGCAGAAAGAAAGGUAGAGAACAGCAUGUCGUGGAGGCAGUUUCAAUUCUUUGAAACAACACCUAUAAGGGAUCCAAAUCUUGGGACGGACCGCCCGUUGUAUUCUGAUCCUUCGCUCACAGCGGUAUGUGGAUUGGACCAGUACUUGGUGAUAGCAACACACAACUCAACGAUACAACUGAUCGAUAAGAACCUGCAAUUUGUGAAACAGUUUGUGUCUUAUGAAAAAGGAUGGAACGUUACCUUCCUACAUGCGCUACCUUCAGUGAACAUGUUUGCCACGCUUGCAGAGAGGCAAGGCCAACCGGCACAGUUGAAGCUAUGGGACCUUGACAAGGUUAUGGACAAGGACUUGGAUCCACAAGGCUACCAUACAGUGGUUCAUAUAAAGAACGGUUCGAAUGCUUACCCUGUGACGUGCUUGUCAUCAUCAGAGGGAUUCAACAUUGUUUGUGUUGGGUAUGCCAACGGUGUUGUUAUUGUGAUACGUGGUGACCUCCUGAGGGAUCGUGGAUCAAGUCAGACGGCUGCCUUUAAGAACCAGGAUCCAAUAACAAACGUACAGUUGGUACAGGGGAAUAACAAUGACCCGAUAUUAUACGUGACAUCCACGUCAAAGAUUGUUGCAGUGCCAACAACACAGAGCUACAAGCCAGGUUCAGAACUUGUCCUUGACAGUUCAAGAGGCGCAGAUUUGGGUAAUGCCAUAUUGGACGGCGAUAAACUAGUUGUGGCAAAGACGGAUGGAUUGGUGUAUUAUUCUGCAACUGGUGAACCACAUUAUACGGUUCCGUUGGAGAUGCAAAAGAAGCGUAUCUUCAAGUUUGGAAAGAAUAUGUUGAUCGUGACUACAAAUACACAAGAAUCCUCAGGAUUGGUCCUCAAUGGAUAUACAGAACCUACAAAGAUCGUCAUGGCUGAUAUGGAACACAAGUUGUUAGCUAUGGCUCAUACUAUUGCAUCAACUAUUCAGCACAUUUUACUAUUGUGGGAUGAUGUGUACUGUCUCACCUCUGAUGGAGUGCUCUACAGGGUCCACGAACGAGAUGUCAAUUCUCAAAUCGACAUUGUGACAAAGAGAGGACUAUACCCAAUUGCGAUUCAAAUCGCUGAGGGUAAAGUUGAUCAUACAAAGCUCCUAGAGAUCAAGAGAUCAUAUGGUGAUUAUCUUUAUGAAAAGAAUGAAACUACACGGGCAAUGGACCAAUACAUUGAAACAAUUCAACUUGGGAAAACAAGUGAAAUCAUUAGAAUGUACAAAGAUAGCAAAGAAGUUGGAAACCUAUCGAGAUUUCUUGAAAACAUGUUACAAGCUGGUAUGGCUGUGAAAGAGCAUGUCACGUUGUUGUUGUGUACUUAUUGCAAGUUGAAGCAAGUUGAUAAGUUGAACGAAUUUAUCGAAAGAUAUGACAAAGAGACGAACGAUCUUAUGAGAGUGGAAUUUGAUCUUGAUGUUGUUGUGGGGCUUUGCAGAGACACUGGGUUUUUAGAGCAAGCAUCAAAGCUUUCCCAAAACCUCGGCUACCCUCUGUUGGCUGUUGACAUUCUUCUCAGAGACAACAAAGAUGCAUAUUCGGCACUGCAGUACAUCAAGACGUUACCAGUUGAUGAAACUCUUCGAGUAUGCAUACAAUACGCCCGACUCUUAUUGGAGGCUGCACCGAAUGUCACUACAGCGAUGUUGAUAGAAGUCUUUACGGGAAAAUAUAAACCAGAACGAGAGGAGAACAAGGUCAUUAAAGACGAGACACCGGUUUUAUUGCAGAGUUAUACUGCUUUUGUCAAUUACAUGUCCAAAUUAAACUCAAGAGAUGAACCUGACGAGGAUGUUAUUCAAGAUACUUAUCAGCCACCACGUCCGAGGGUGAUCUUCCCAUCUUUCGUCAAUAGACCAAAUGAGUUUGUUAUAUUUUUAGAGGCUUGUGCUCAGAGCUAUGACAAGUUUGAAGGGAACCCCAAGGAUAAGAACGACGUGUUAACUACAUUGUAUGAGUUGUACUUGACGAUUGCGUCUACAAGUGAGAAUACUGAAGAAUGGCACGAAAAGGCACUGAAUUUGGUUAAGAGGAAUGAUCUUAAUUCAAAUACAAUUCUCUUGAUAUCAAACGUUUUUGAGUUUGACCAAGGUGAAAUCAUCGCCAGAGAGGGACCUGGAUUCCAAGUUGAUUUAUUCAGAUCUUACGUGGCUUCAGGCCAAGUAGAGAACUGUAUCAAACUGCUAGACUUACAUGGUAAAGAAGAACCAGAGUUGUGCUCAUUAGCUUUGAUGUUUUACACGUCGAGUGAUGAGGUUUUCCAAAGAGUCGGAGAAAAGAGAUUCAGAGACUUGUUAAGAUGGAUCAAAGAUGACGAGAUAAUGACCCCUCUAGAGUUCAUACAAGCUUUGAGUGUGAACAAGAUAACGACUGUUGAUGUCAUCAAAGACUUCAUAGUGGAGUUUAUGGAAACCGAGAGAAGGGAGAUUGAAAUUAACGAAAAGUUCAUCAAGUCAUACCAGGCCGACAUCGAUACACAACGUGAGAAGAUUCACAAGACUUCCGAAACCUUGACUGUACAACCAACCGUGUGCUCUUCAUGCUCGCAAAAACUACGCGAUGAUACUGUUUAUUUCAGAUGCUCGCACGCGUUCCACAAGAGUUGUCUACCAGAGGAGGUUUGUCCACUCUGUGCCCCUAUGAGGGAAACUCUACGGAACAUCAAAGAGAACCAGAGAGCCAUUGGAGAGCGCAACGAACUUUUCCAAGAAUCAUUAGAAGAGAGCGAAGACAGAUUCAGAGUCGUCACUGACUUCUUUGGUAAAGGUGCAAUGACAAGGAUAUAACAUUGAAAUGAGAUGAGUAUGACGUAAUGUAAAGCUUAUGGUAGAAGCAACAGAACUAAAUAGUAAGGCCACGACCGUCGGACAAACACGCUUUGCUUUUUUUCUUUUUUU
This is a messenger RNA of Williopsis jadinii, 2967 nucleotides long. It is a transcript of the gene PEP5, whose product is annotated as tethering complex subunit PEP5. Gene Ontology annotation, molecular function: protein-macromolecule adaptor activity; protein binding. Gene Ontology annotation, biological process: endosome organization; vacuole organization; vesicle-mediated transport. The transcript has a single exon. The record is from RefSeq and is a predicted model, not a curated record. NCBI's taxonomy places the organism in Eukaryota, Fungi, Ascomycota, Saccharomycetes, Phaffomycetales, Wickerhamomycetaceae. Gene Ontology annotation, cellular component: endosome; HOPS complex. The coding region runs from base 61 to 2856 and encodes 931 amino acids.